AAAAAGGUCCAAAAACUUUUUUUUUGUUUUCUUCCCCUCUUAUAAAGCGUCACGGUGUUAGCUUUUCCCCCUCCCAUAUAUAUAUAUAUAUAUAAAUCUUCUUUUUAUUCAUCUAAAUAGCAAUGGGCAUUUUAAACGGUGAUAUACCUUUAAACGCCUUGCGUUUUAAAGACGAUGGUUUACCCACUGACACCUCUAUUGAACAAAAACGUACCGAAGACUCCAUUUUAGAAAAAUUUGUACCCUUUGCACCCAACAAUGCAGAAAAAUUACCUUUAGAAACUAUCCAACUGGACAGAAAGAAACACUUGGCCUACUUAAAAAAAGGUUUAGCAGGUUUAGGCCCUUGGGGAAAAGCCCUCGACGCCAGUAAGCCUUGGUUAGUCUAUUGGAUUUUUCACUCUUUAGACCUCUUGGAAUUCAACUUUGACCAAGCACUUAUUCAAAGAACCGUAGCGACCUUUACAAACUGGCAAUUACCCACAGGAGGUUUCGGUGGUGGAGCGGACCAACUUGCUCAUUUAGCUACCACCUAUGCUGCCGUCAAUGCAUUAGCCAUUGCCGGCACACCUCAAGCCUACAACGUCCUGAACAAGAAAACGUUGUACGAAUUUCUGAUGCGUAUGAAGCAACCCGAUGGUUCAUUCACAAUGCAUCAAGGUGGAGAAAUCGAUAUUCGUGGCUCCUAUUGUGCACUGUCUGUUGCUGCAUUAACUAACUUGCUAACACCCGAAUUAACUGCCAACUGCUCCGACUUUAUUCGUCGAUCACAGACCUAUGAAGGUGGUAUUGGUCCUUAUCCUGGAAAAGAAGCACAUAACGGCUAUACUUUUUGUGGAUUAGCAGCUCUUGAGAUUCUUGCUGAACUUGAUACUUUACACAUGGACAAACUCAUCAAUUGGUGUUCGUCACGUCAGAUGGGUUUGGAGGGUGGUUUCCAAGGAAGAACGAAUAAAUUAGUAGAUGGUUGCUACUCAUUCUGGGGUGCAGGUGAUUUCCCUUUACUGCGAGCUCAACUCUUACGUGAUGGAGAAGAAGAUCUUGAUUACUUAUUUGACCGUGAGGCGUUGCAAGAGUAUAUCUUGCUGUGCUGUCAGUCGAAUUAUGGUGGACUUUUGGAUAAACCUGGAAAGGGAGCGGAUUAUUACCAUACAUGUUACUGCCUUUCAGGAUUAUCAGUGGCUCAGCACUCGAUUCGGUACGAUGUGGAGAAAGGUCAACAUGUGCAAGGAGGCUUACGGUCUCUCAUGUGGCAAUGUGAGAACGAAUAUGUGAUUGUGGGUGAUAUCGUGACAAAUUCUUUAAAUCCUACCCAUCCCGUGCAUAAUAUCACUUUACGUGCGGCCAGAAAUAUGAUUCAUUACUUUUAUGAUACCACCGGUCUCCAAUUGCCAGUAGAUGAAGAUGCUAAUCUUGUAGAAUAGUUCCCCUCACAACAACCAAAAAAAAAAAAAAAAAAUUAAAUCUCAGCAGCAUAAAAAAAGGCUAAUUAUACGCGCACCAUACUUUUUGCUUGAAAAAAAAAUUUCGCGCACCAUACUUUUCUGUGCCGGUCAAAUAAUAAAUUCCGGGUCGGACCAAAAAUAAUUUUUGCACAU
Messenger RNA from Mucor mucedo, 1598 nucleotides. Its product is annotated as terpenoid cyclases/protein prenyltransferase alpha-alpha toroid. NCBI's taxonomy places the organism in Eukaryota, Fungi, Mucoromycota, Mucoromycetes, Mucorales, Mucoraceae. Gene Ontology annotation, molecular function: protein farnesyltransferase activity. Gene Ontology annotation, cellular component: protein farnesyltransferase complex. Gene Ontology annotation, biological process: protein farnesylation. The record is from RefSeq and is a predicted model, not a curated record. Bases 123 to 1424 code for a protein of 433 amino acids. The transcript is spliced from 6 exons.